Molecule: messenger RNA, 1651 nt
Organism: Sodiomyces alkalinus F11
Lineage: Eukaryota; Fungi; Ascomycota; Sordariomycetes; Glomerellales; Plectosphaerellaceae
Exons: 4
Coding region: 229-1347 (372 amino acids)
Source: RefSeq, a predicted model, not a curated record
GUCUACCGUACACUACUUGGACGCCCAGUCUUCCCUCUUGGACCCUUGGACCAGCUAUAACAUCACCCACUCCCCGCAACGACUAGGACCUGUUUAUUCGGGUUCCCGCCCCACGAAAUAGUCUCCUUCAUACACCACUUGAUCCAGCAAUACAAAAUAAUACGAAGCUAUCACAAGAUCACUCGAUAUCGACAUCAUCUUUGCCUUCUCAACCUCUACCUAAGGUAGAUGGCUCCCGAUAUCAAUCCCCUUCCCAACACGAGCUCCACCUUUUCGAUUCCCCUCAGCGGCCAAUCCGCCAUGUCCUCUGCAAACGGAGAUGCGUCCAGCUCCGCCGUUUCUCGAGGCGACUCACCUGCCGGUUCUCCACGGUCCAUGUCCACUUCGCUACAGGCGGCUGCGACCCUCAACGCCGGUCUUCAACGUGAAUGGGAACCCGUUCGACGGUCUUCCAGCAGUUCACUCUCCAGACAACGAUCUCCCAGCGCCAGCCGACGACGAUCCACCGUCCUCAUGAACCUACAGCACAAUGACCCUGCCGUCCCCGGGCCGGGCGAGUUGGUUUCUGAGAACCAACGUGGCCGACGGGGAAGUUUUGUUGCGGCGGUCACUGGCAGCCCGCAGCUCAUGUCGGGAUCUCCACGCCUGUCGGCUGCGGGGAGCUCUCAGCACCAUCGCACCCUUAGCCUAGGCGAGCUUCAUCAGGAGCUCGAGGCCGAACAAGAAGCCCAAGUGAACCGUCUUCUCCAAACAAUUCGCCAACAGCAGGUCCAACUCCAGCAAGCUCAAGGCCAGCAAGGGGGUAGCGGAUCAGCGGCUGCCGACGACUCUCCCAUCAUGUCGGAGCGGUCCAACCAAGGCACGCCGGCGCCGCAGUGGCUGUCGAACUCGCAGUCGCAAUCGGCGACCCCCAGCCUUCCGGCCGGAUCCUUUUCCCGGUCGCCGGGCCCUAGUCAUCAUCCGCGCAGCUCGUUCGACAUAGCACGGGCGGAUAUUCAACGGCGGUCUAGGACGCCGAGCCGGGGAGUUUCGCCGCGGGUCAGGUCGGGGUCCAUCAGCGGCGAAAGCGAUCAGUGGACGCUUGGGCGCGACGAGGCGGCUCUUUAUCAGGCCGAGACGCAGAUGCUCAUCCGCGAGAAUCAAAUGCUCCGACACCGCAUGCGCGAUCUAGAACGUCAGCUCGGCGAACUGGGUGGACCUGUGUCUGGCUCCCAUGGAAACCCCAACGAGCCUGUGUUUGCGUCGAGUCUGGUGCGCUCGACGACCGUUGAUGACGACGAGAGCUCGCCGGCGCAGAUUAGUACCACGGAGCGUACGGCGGCUGCGGUCCAGUCGACAAAGUCUUGAGACAUUGGAGAUACGACGCCAACAGAAGAUGAUGUACAUUUUAUUCAACACAGCAUGGAUGACUGGCGUUUGGGCGAGGAAAUGAAAUGCCUUUUUUCUUUUCUUUUCUUCUUACACUCGGGCAGGUAGUUUUUCAACAACAGGGACAUACGAGGAGGCGUUCGGGGUAGUGAGGUCGAGGCGAAAUUGGGAGAAAUUCAACCUCGUGCGCAUUGGAGAGAUGUGCCUCUUGCUCUAUGACUACCUUAGCUAUGACGGCUUUUCCUUUCUCGGCUCCAUGUUGUCAUGUUGUCAUGGUAAAAGU